AUGUCGAACCGAAGCCUGGGAUACAAAGAUCGUUCGACCCUCAAUGAUCACGAUAUCGAGACUAAGAUCUCUCCUAACACUAACGGACUUCUCCUCCGGGCCAUUCUCGCCGCCGAGGACUGGGGCAGGGCCGCCGAGCUGAUAUACAACGUCUGGGGUGCAAUGCUGAAAGACCCCGAGACAAGGAGCGGCGCAAGUUGGGAGUAUCUUCCGGCUAUCGGUCAGCCAGGCCUGGGUGCUUUCACAAGCCUGGGUCACCCAUGGGGAGGCGCCGCAAACUACAUCCUCACUGAAUGGGCCGUUGGUUUGCGAAGUGCUGAUGGUGUUCAGGGCUUCGGGUACAAGAACUGGUGGUGAACCCUGAGCUUGGAGCUCACAUGGGUCUUUCUCAUGCGAGAGCAAAGGUUCCUCUAUAUCCAUCAGGACAAAUCGAAGUUAAGCGAUCCAUCAAUUCAAGAAAAAUGACCUUUCAGAUAAAGGCACCCACUGAAACAAAGGGUGUUUUCUGGAUUAGCAAGACGAAGAAAACGUUGGGAAACGAUUCAAGCUAUCAAUUCACUAUUCAAUUAUAGGCAUUUGAAUGUGGCAUUGAUAGGGAUAUUAGCCUCUAAAGAUCUUAAGUCUUCUAGGUAUUCUAAUAUUUAUCUAUUCUAGG
Fusarium verticillioides 7600 is the source of this 655-nucleotide messenger RNA. RefSeq lists its product as hypothetical. The record is from RefSeq and is a predicted model, not a curated record. NCBI's taxonomy places the organism in Eukaryota, Fungi, Ascomycota, Sordariomycetes, Hypocreales, Nectriaceae. Bases 1 to 357 code for a protein of 118 amino acids. Gene Ontology annotation, biological process: carbohydrate metabolic process. The transcript has a single exon.